GUCGACGCUGAGACAGUCCAUUUAUGAAAAUCCAGCAUGGCUUCCUUGAAAGAGGAAUUAGAAAAAUUGACUAAUCCAACUCCAGUUUUCAAUGAUCCAGAAGACGAAACGGAUGCUGCGCGGUUAGUGGACAAAUCUCAAGAGUUUGACCGUGAUGAUGAGCCUCAGGAUCAGAGUUCUCUGCGACAGCGGGCAGCCCCUCUUCUGUCAGACACUGACAGCAAGUAUGCAGGAAAGAAGGUUUCCAGAAAGUCUUGGAAACAGGAUUCAGAUGAUGAUGAUGUUGACGAAGCUGCCGUAGCUGCACUGGACAAGGCAAUGGAUGCAGACAGCCUCACUGAGGACAGUGAUGAUGACGAGGGUGAUGAUGAUGAUGUUUCAGAGUCUGAAAGUGGUGAAGAAGAAACACAACUUGAGAAAUUCAAAACUAAAUUAAACGUAUCAGGUUCUGAUGGUGGAUAUACAUCUCAGGAAUUCAGUUUUGUGGAUGAUGGUGAUUACAGCAAGUAUGCUGAUGAUGACGACAGUGGGGGAACUGAUGCUGAUGAUGACUCUCAGGAUGAUGAUGACAGUGCAGAAGAGGAGGAUGCAAAUGAAACUAGCACUGUUUCCAAUUUUACACCACGCCAGCAGGACGAAGAUGUGAAGAAAGGAAAUGCUGCUCGUGCCCAGCUGACAUUAUGGGACACUUUGCUGGAAGAGAGAAUUAAAAUGCAAAAAACUGUCACAGUUGUCAACCAGCUGCCGCAUCCUGACACCUGGCAACGGUUUAUGGAAACAGGGGGAGACAACCUGGAAAAAUCUACUAAAAAUGCCCGCAGUGUUCUGAAGAGUCUUCUUGGUGAUCUAGUUGAGCUACAGACAUUACUGCUCCUCCAGAACCCAGAAACGAAGCACAUUGUUGAAGGAACGUCACCAUCUAACAAAAAACAACUGGAUGAAGAUGAUGAGGAAAUUACCAGUGAUUCUGAAAAAGAAGAUACUGCUACCACAGAUCAGAAAACUAAACUGAAAAGCUCAGUUCUUAAACGCAAACUAAAAAUGAAAGAUUACCCAGAAUUCUUAGCGAAACGACAUGCCAGUUUCAAAGCAUACAGAGAUUCGACAAUAGAAAAAUGGCAUGACAAAACUAGACUUGCUACAGGCAAAGUGAACAGUAAAUCUUUCGGAGCCUUUGACCAGUCUGUGAUGAAGCAAGUGCAGCAGAUUUUAAGUGACAGAGACCGCCUGGUGAAGAGGACUCAGUUGAAGAGGUCGGCGUACCGCGUGCUGGGAAACGUAGAGAAGAGAGAGGAAGAGAUAGAGAGACACACCGCAGCUGAUGAAAGCUCCGAGGCAGCACCUACGCGAGAUCACUUGAAAGAUUACGACGAGGAGAUAUUCGAUGAUGACGACUUCUACCAUCAGCUGCUGCGAGAACUCAUCGAGAGGAAGACCAGUGAGAUUAAUGACCCUGUCGAAGUCAGCAGACGCUGGUUGGCAGUACAGAAAUUGAGAAACCGAGUGAAGAAAAAUGUUGACAGAAAAGCUAGUAAAGGAAGAAAAAUUAGAUAUGAGAUACACAACAAACUGGUCAACUUCAUGGCUCCUGUUGACAGAACCACCUGGUCUGAAGAGGCAAAGAAUGACCUGUUUAAGUCAUUGUUCGGCCAUUGUUUCCAGCAGACAGAAGUGAAUAAGGACAAUGAGUCUGGAGACGGAAGUGCUGAGAGAUGACAUCACUCACAAUAAACUCUUUUGUUUUUGUU
Molecule: messenger RNA, 1748 nt
Organism: Gigantopelta aegis
Lineage: Eukaryota; Metazoa; Mollusca; Gastropoda; Neomphalida; Peltospiridae
Product: protein AATF-like
Exons: 14
Coding region: 37-1716 (559 amino acids)
Biological process (GO): regulation of transcription by RNA polymerase II
Cellular component (GO): nucleolus; nucleus
Source: RefSeq, a predicted model, not a curated record